AUGAAAAAUUCUCUUUCUGUAGCAGCAUGUGGAUCCAGUCAGUUUGGUCAAUCUACUCACACAAGUGAUAUAUCAAUUCCUCAUGAAUUUGUCGUCCCUUCUAUUGAUGAUAUUCGUGUUGGAGGCUGGCAUUCUUGUGUUUUAUGUUCAACAGAAAAUUGUGCCUUCUGGGGAUCAAACCUUGAUCAGCAGAUUCCAAAAGUUCAAUCAAAUCUACUACGUUCCCCGACUUCUUACCAAAUUCCACUUGAUUUUAAGGACGUUGCUUUAGGUUCAAAGCACACUGUCAUAUUGACAAAAUCUAACGUUUUACAGAGUUUUGGAUCAAAUGCACAACUUCAAUUGCCACCAAAUUCAACAUCAAAAAUAAAAUCCGUUUUCGCAAAGUUUGAUCAAACAGCAGCUAUAUCAGAUGACAAUAAAGUCCUUGUUUGGGGCAAUAACGCAAAACAAAUGAAAAUUACGCUUCCAAAUACAGAGAUUCCAGCUUUUGUAGAGCUUGCUCCAUUUGGAAUAUUUAUUUUAAGCGACAAAUUAGUCUGCUACCAUUACGUUGCAGGACAAGUCAAAUGUCAGUUUCCAAAUGUAAUAUCAGUUGCUGCAUCAAGAACUAAAGCAAUGAUACUUAAAAAUGACGGAAGAAUAUACCAAAUAGUACAAGAUAAACUCAUUCAGAUCGUUGGAAUACCAGAUAUACCUAUAAAAAUCUUUGCAGGAGGAGCUCAUUACGGUUGUGUAACAAUUUCUGGAAAAUGUUACACAUGGGGUUGUGGAACACGUGGCCAACUAGGUAAUGGACAGUUUUCCAACCAAGCAAAGCCAACAUUAGCAAUAUUUGACGAUAAAAAGUGCGUAAUUGAGGCUUUCGGAGGCGAAGAACACUCCGUUUUCCUUUUAUGUACAAAUGAUGUCUUUAUUCCUGCAAUUCAUCCUGCAAUGAAAGAACAACCUUUACCAUCUGCUGUUAUUGCUGAUUCUAUUAGAUAUAAUACUUACAAUCCACCUCAGUUUGAUAUCAAAUUCUAA
Trichomonas vaginalis G3 is the source of this 1026-nucleotide messenger RNA. RefSeq names its product ubiquitin-protein transferase protein. The record is from RefSeq and is a predicted model, not a curated record. The coding region runs from base 1 to 1026 and encodes 341 amino acids. NCBI's taxonomy places the organism in Eukaryota, Parabasalia, Trichomonadida, Trichomonadidae. Gene Ontology annotation, molecular function: guanyl-nucleotide exchange factor activity. The transcript has a single exon. Gene Ontology annotation, cellular component: cytoplasm.